GGUCUGGACUUCUACAGUAUAGUAUCUUUUUCAAUACUAUAUAAGUUGGUCAGGACCAUUGUUAAUAAAAAAUAACAAUAAAUAAUAAUAAAUCCAUAAGUAUAAGAUAUUUCAAAAGGCAAAUGUAGAAUACAAAGAUGAAAUGACCAAAACUCACUCCCUAUUUAUUGUAAUCCCUCUGGAAGCUGUUUAUGGGGUGCAGCUGGUGUCAUGGAGCCAUAAUCUGUCCUUGAUGGAGGACGAUUUUAACAACAUGUUUUUCUUAAAUCCUCUUUACAGCCACUGUUCAUCUGUAUCACAUUAUCACAGAAUGCUGUUCCAUCUUCUGUUCUGGACGAGUCUAUUUCUGUUGAUGACAAACGGUGAAAGAGGAUUUUAUGGGAAUCAUUACACCGAGUGGAAUGACUCACAACUGCAGCCCACCAUUCAGAGGCUGAUGAAAGGCUACAAUCGAUACCUAAGGCCAAACUUUAACCAGGGGCCAGUUAAAAUUGGAAUGAGUUUGGAUAUUGCCAGCAUUGAUGCCAUCUCUGAGAUUAACAUGGACUACACAGCCACUAUAUUCCUCAGACAACGAUGGCGAGAUUCCCGCCUGGUAUUCCCUGGAAAUGAAAGUCUGAGUCUGGAUGGGCGGCUGGUUUCUUUGCUGUGGAUCCCCGAUACGUUCAUCCCUGAUUCUAAGCGUUCUUUCCUCCAUGAUGUGACUGUGGAAAACCGUUUGAUCCGCAUCUUCAGCAACGGCACUGUGCUCUACGCUCUUCGCAUAACAGCAACCAUCGCUUGCAACAUGGACCUCACCAAGUAUCCUAUGGACAGACAAGAGUGUACUUUGCAAUUAGAAAGCUGGGGCUAUAAUUUACAGGAUGUGGUGUUUUACUGGACCCGAGGGAAUGACUCGGUGAAGGGGUUAGAUACACUGCGUUUGGCGCAAUACAGUGUGGAGAGCUACUACACAAGCGUCUCUGAAGCUGUAUAUGAAACAGGUUUUUACCCGAAGCUAGUUCUGCACUUCGCUCUACGUAGAAAUGUACUUUUCUUUAUUCUGGAGACGUAUGUGCCCUCGACACUGCUGGUGGUUCUGUCAUGGGUGUCUUUCUGGAUCAGUCAGUCCUCCGUUCCGGCUCGCACCUGCAUCGGGGUGACCACUGUUCUUACCAUGACCACACUGAUGAUGGGUGCCAGGACCUCACUUCCCAAUGCCAACUGCUUCAUCAAAGCCAUAGACGUCUAUCUCGGCAUCUGUUUCACCUUCAUCUUUGGUGCUCUACUGGAAUAUGCCUGCGCUCAUUUCUGCACCAUGCAGCACCAAACCAUAGUAGAUGUGCAAAGGGUGAGAAACCUCUUAAUAUUGGUUAAAAUUAUAUUUGUUACGACCUAUUAUAUAUCCAUCUAUCUAUAUAAAAAUUCACAGGAACUACUCAAAGAAUUUGAGGAGUCGAAUGGUACGGCUCACUUGGCAAAUACAACAUCACCCAAAAAGAUGCAGACAGAAGAAUCCACUCAGCAGGAGACGCCUGAGCAAUCUGUGACAUGCGAAGGGAAUGAAGCCACAGACAAGAAGAAAGAAAAGGGGUGCGGUUUGUCCUCCGUCAAGCAAAUGUCUCGCCGAGCAGCAUCCAUGAUGAGUGUCGAAAAUCCUAACAACAUCGACAGACAUGCACGUGUAUUUUUCCCCAUGGUGUUUCUCCUCGUCAAUAUUUUCUACUGGCUCUACUACCUUUUAUUCUAACGGAUAAACAAUUCUACCUCCCAUCUCCAUUAAUGAACAAAGUAUUGCACAAACGACUGUAAAAAUGAAAAGGGUUGAUUACCCAUCAGUUGCAGUUAAAUAGUGCCCUAUAACAUGGAGCUUGGUACGCUUUUGCAUUGAAGCAAGUGUUUCUACAAAACAAUGAGAGCGAAGAUUAUAUGGACACACAUAAAUCACUAUACAGACUCAUCUGUAGCAGGACACAAAGGAUGACGCUUUUCGCAAUUGCCUUUACAUUACUGAUUUAUCUAGGUUCGAUGCUUUACCUGUUUUUCUUCUUGCUUUGUUUUUCUAAGUAAAUGUAAUGCGCUGUAGGGAUGCUGUAAACUCCAUAAGCACUGGCCAUAAUUAAUGGCAUUGAGUAAAAACAUUAAUGGUCAGUGUAUGCAUGUGUGACUGUAUAGUGGGGUCCACAGUCUGAUUCCGCCAAUACAAACCUGUAAAUAAAUUUUAAUAUUU
This is a messenger RNA of Puntigrus tetrazona (Sumatra barb), 2209 nucleotides long. Its product is annotated as gamma-aminobutyric acid type A receptor subunit pi. Gene Ontology annotation, molecular function: GABA-A receptor activity; extracellular ligand-gated monoatomic ion channel activity; neurotransmitter receptor activity. Gene Ontology annotation, biological process: chemical synaptic transmission; regulation of membrane potential; monoatomic ion transmembrane transport. The coding region runs from base 143 to 1729 and encodes 528 amino acids. Gene Ontology annotation, cellular component: GABA-A receptor complex; synapse; neuron projection. The record is from RefSeq and is a predicted model, not a curated record. Lineage: Eukaryota; Metazoa; Chordata; Actinopteri; Cypriniformes; Cyprinidae. The transcript has 8 exons.